Messenger RNA from Closterium sp. Yama58-4, 828 nucleotides. The record is from the annotation of a GenBank genome assembly. NCBI's taxonomy places the organism in Eukaryota, Viridiplantae, Streptophyta, Zygnematophyceae, Desmidiales, Closteriaceae.
AUGAGGAUCCACCGCGCGAGAUGUUGCGUUUCGGAGACCUUCGAAGGCCCUGAGGUUACGGGGUACCCCGGGGCAAAGUGUGUGGCACAGGACGGCCCCCGAUCGCUCUCGACUCGACUUAAACUUCACCUCCGUUUUCCUUCUGUCCUCACUCUCUCCCCCCUUCCCACCCCAAUUGCUCACGAUCAGGUGAUCGUGAGGGUGCGGCCGCCAGCAGGUCCUGAGCUGACGGGGUACCCCGGGGGGAAGUGUGUGGCUCAGGACGGCCCCAAGUCGCUGUUCCUGGUGAACCCGGACAGGGCGGGCGCGGCGGAGCAGUUUACAUUCGACCACGUGGCAGGGGAGAGCGCAUCGCAGGAGGACUUGUUUGAGCUGGCAGGGAGGCCCAUAGUCGAGAACUGUCUUGCUGGAUACAACAGCACCAUGUUCGCGUAUGGCCAGACGGGCAGCGGGAAGACCUACACCAUGUUUGGAGCUGACGUGGACAAGGCUGACGUGGACAGAUUGCGAGGGGAUAACGCUGACGUGGAAGUGGGGUCGAGCCCACCUGCAGCACGGGCCUUCCAGCUUGUUUUCGCUCUGAUGCAGCAGCUGCUCUUUUAUUCUGCCCGCGCCUUACCCGUGCUGCCCGUUUCACUCCCUUCUUCCCACCCCACCCCUCUUCUCCUCCCCCCCCUUUUUUCCCUCCCUUCCUUCUCGCCCCAUCCGUCCGUCUUGCCAGGGGAAGCAGCAGAGGGCGGGCGAGCGUCUCACGUUCAUCUGCACCUGCUCGUUCCUGGAAAUCUAGAACGAGCACUUCUACGACCUGCUGGACCCCAAGCGCUGUAA